Aplosporella prunicola CBS 121167 is the source of this 1056-nucleotide messenger RNA. RefSeq lists its product as uncharacterized. The transcript has a single exon. The record is from RefSeq and is a predicted model, not a curated record. NCBI's taxonomy places the organism in Eukaryota, Fungi, Ascomycota, Dothideomycetes, Botryosphaeriales, Aplosporellaceae. Bases 281 to 910 code for a protein of 209 amino acids.
CUCCAGCCGUUUUUAAACCUCGCCCAUCCACCCACCCACACACCUAUCCGUCAGUCAGUCAAUCAGUCCAUCAAUCAAUCAGGCCGCCACCCGUCUGUCCUCACGCAGUCACCCAUCCGCCCUCUGAACGAGGAGCCGGGCGUCGGCGCCGGGCGGCGCUCACUCAGCUCCAUCGGUCAGUUCAGGGCAGCAGCGCCUUCCCGCGCCCAUCGGCGGCACACAACCACAGACGCAACGCGCCGCCGGGCUGGACGCGUCUCCGCCCGGGCGCACAGCAAGGAUGUACGUAGCAGGCAGGCAGGCGUGUCCUUGCGCUUCCCCGCCUCCCCUCCCCCCUUCGCAUCUAUGUAUGUACGUGCUUCUAGAUCCGAACAUAGGUGGACACACACGUGCGUGGCCGCGGACACGGUCGCCGCUCCGCGAUGCAGGCGCCUCGGUGGCGGGGUGUGUGAACGAAGAUGCACGCACGCGCGGUACGGCAUGGUACCUCGAUCGGGUGAGUGGCACGGCACGCAUGCAACGCACGCACGCACGCAAACAAGAAAUUCGAUCUGCGCGGUGCUGGUUACACAGCCCGGUGCGGUACGGUACGGAGCGCUGCGGCUGGCCGCGCAUUCAUGUGGGCGGGAAUGCAUGCAUGCAUGCAUGCUAUCUGUCCGCUGUAAUCCGUAAUGAGCUGCCCGCUGUCCGCUGUCCGCUGAAAGGUUUUGGCGCAAGAAUUUGUUUGGGUGGGCUCAUGCAAGAGCGCGUGUGGUUGUUUGUUUGCUUACUUCCUUUCCUGCUUUCUUGCCUUGCGCCGUGCAUGCCGAGCAGUCGUGCACUCGGUCAAUCGCUCAGUCAGAUGUCCCCAAGUACCCUACCUUACCUACCUUACCUACUGCCUGGCCGUUUGCCUCCAUUGCCUGAUUGAUACUUUGACUAAAAAGAAAACGACCACUCAGCUGCUCGGCCGGCCUGCCGAGUAAGCCGGAGACAACUCCGCUCCAUCAUCACACCACCGCACCGCCAUCGCUGCUAUCGUGUCUGCCAGACUACCUAACACACAACACCAAACUC